UCUAAAGCAAAUGGACCUCCACCUACAAACUACAUGCUCUCCAAAACCAAAACAUAAUGCUAGGCACGUCUGCCACGCGGACAACAAAACCCCUUCCCUCCUUAUUUAAACCAAACCACCACAACCCUGCUUCCCGCCAAGCUGCAACUCUGCUUUCCCCAACCACAAAGCAGAGGAGCCAGCCAGCCAGCCAGCCAUGCCAUCCUUCAGCUCCUAUGGCAUCAUCUCAGAGCAAGACCAACUCGGCUCCGGCCGACGCAAGUCCCGUAAUCGCCUCGCCAUCAUAUCCCUCUCAUCCAUUGUCCUCAUUGCCAUUAUCACUGUCGCCAUCCUCGCUAGCAAUCACGGCUCCGACACAGCUGCUGCUGCCGUCACCUCCGACUCUUCCCUCCAGGCAUCAGUCAAAGCCAUGUGCUCCACCACCCUCUAUCCCGACUCAUGCUACACCUCCCUCGUGCCGGUCGGUCGUCACCAACUCCGCUCCCUCGAUCCCACCGCGCUCUUCCGCAUAGCCGUUCAAGCAGCAAAAAACGCGAUUUCAAUCUCCUCAAAGCUUUUCGACGAUCCAAAAAUCAAGGAAGGGAUCAAAUCCUUCACAAUUUCUUCGAUCUCCGACUGCAGUCAACUCCUCUCGCUGGCUGCGGCCCACAUCGAAGACUGCACAGCCUCUCCUGCUAACUUCACUUCGGACAGCUUUGUCGACGAUCUCAAGACAUGGCUGAGCGCCGCCAUCACUGAUCAAGACACCUGCUUGGACGGAUUAGGAAAUGAUUUGGGGCAGCUCAAGGGGAAUAUCGCGGAGGCAAUGAAGAACUCGACGGAAAUCACAAGCAACAGCCUUUCCAUUUUAAACCAAAUCGCCGAUUUUGUCGGCUCCGUUGAUCUUCGGCGGCGGCGGCGUUUGAUGAAUUGGAUGUCAAAUGCUGACCGGAGGGUGUUAAAGAGCUCCGGUGAUUUGAAGUACAAUGCAAAUGUGGUGGUGGCGCGAGACGGGUCAGGGAAAUACAAGAGCAUAACAGCGGCGCUGGCCGAGGCGCCGAAGAAGAGCAGCAAGAAGUUUGUGAUAUAUGUGAAGAAGGGAGUGUACUAUGAAAACGUGAGGGUUGAGCAGAACAUGUGGAAUGUUGUUAUUGUUGGCGAUGGGAUGGACGCAACAAUGGUGUCCGGCAGACUGAAUUUCGUCGACGGGACGCCAACUUUCUCCUCUGCAACUUUCGCGGUUUUCGGCAAGGGUUUCAUCGCGAUAGACAUGGCGUUCCAGAACACAGCCGGGGCCAUAAAACAGCAGGCCGUCGCCGUCCUCGCCAGCGCCGAUCUCGUCACCUUCUACCGCUGCAAAUUCGACGGCUAUCAAGACACUCUCUACGCCCAUUCCCUCCGCCAAUUCUACCGCGAAUGCAACAUCUUCGGAACCGUCGAUUUCAUCUUCGGCAACGCCGCCUCCCUAUUCCAAUCCUGCAACAUUCUCCCUCGACUCCCUCUCCACGGCCAACAGGACACCAUCACCGCGCAGGGUAAGAUUGAUCCCAACCAGAACACCGGAAUCUCAAUCCACAACUGCACCAUUUGGCCUGCGGAGAACUUGACCUCCGUUUCUGUUUACCUCGGACGGCCGUGGAAGCCGUAUUCGACCACGGUGUUUAUGCGGUCGACGAUGGCUGGCAUUAUUAAUCCGGCGGGGUGGUUGCCGUGGCUGGGGACGGGGACUCCGGUGCCGGAUACGAUUUUUUAUUCGGAGUAUCAGAAUUUUGGGCCGGGAGCGAGCUUGAAGAAUAGGGUUAAGUGGAAGGGAUUGCGGGUGAUGGAUUCGAAGCAGGCUGCGAAGUUUACGCUUCCUGGAUUUAUAAAAGGGAGUUCUUGGAUUCCUAAAACCGAACUUGUUGGAUGA
This is a messenger RNA of Phalaenopsis equestris, 1888 nucleotides long. RefSeq names its product probable pectinesterase/pectinesterase inhibitor 46. Gene Ontology annotation, biological process: cell wall modification. Gene Ontology annotation, molecular function: pectinesterase activity; pectinesterase inhibitor activity. Lineage: Eukaryota; Viridiplantae; Streptophyta; Magnoliopsida; Asparagales; Orchidaceae. The record is from RefSeq and is a predicted model, not a curated record.